Messenger RNA from Macadamia integrifolia, 2000 nucleotides. Its product is annotated as beta-glucosidase 12-like. Bases 125 to 1735 code for a protein of 536 amino acids. NCBI's taxonomy places the organism in Eukaryota, Viridiplantae, Streptophyta, Magnoliopsida, Proteales, Proteaceae. Gene Ontology annotation, molecular function: beta-glucosidase activity. Gene Ontology annotation, biological process: carbohydrate metabolic process. The record is from RefSeq and is a predicted model, not a curated record. The transcript is spliced from 12 exons.
UACACAAAGUUCAUGUAUUCCCACUUCUAUUUCUAUAUAAGAGAGCACAAGCCUAAUCAAAACUAGAGCCACAGACCCAUUUGGACCCUUCAAUCUUUUUCUCUCUCUAAGCCUGCUAUCAAAGAUGUUGAAGCUUCAGUUGCCAAGGUCUGAGUUUGCUGCCCAUCAAUCCCAACUUCUGUUGCCUAAGCCAUUCCUCUCAGGCCAUGAGAGUGCAAAGCUUGCAAUUUGGCAAAGGCCAGCUUCUCUGUUUCAAAACCAUAAGAGCUGUUCUAUUCGAGCCCGUCUUCCUUCUGUUGAUACUAAACCAGCUCCUAGGACUCUGCCGACCGAGCUUUCUUUCAGCCGAAACAGUUUUCCACCAGGUUUCUAUUUCGGUACAGCAUCAUCGGCAUAUCAAUAUGAAGGUGCACCUUUCGAGGGUGGCAAAGGCUUAAGUAACUGGGAUUAUUACUGUCACACACAUCCUGAUCAAAUGAAGGAUAAAAGCAAUGGAGACGUGGCAGUGGAUUUUUACCACCGGUAUAAGGAGGAUAUAGCUGCAAUGAAGGAUAUGGGGAUGACUUCCUUCAGAUUCUCAAUCGCAUGGACCAGAAUAUUUCCAGAUGGAAAGAAAAGUGGAGGAGUGAACAGGGAAGGGGUUCAGUUUUACAAUGACGUCAUCAACGAGCUUCUAGCCAAUGGUAUCGAGCCUUUUGUGACUCUAUUUCACUGGGAUGUUCCUCAAGCUUUGGAAGUAGAGUACGGUGGUUUCUUGAGUACUAAAAUCAUAGAUGAUUUUCGAGACUUUGCGGAAGUUUGCUAUGGAGAAUUUGGUGAUCGUGUGAAGUACUGGAUGACCUUGAAUGAGCCAUGGACCUUCACUACAAAUGGGUACGUGUCUGGAGCCUUCCCACCAUCAAAGACUGAUAAUACUGGGAUGGAUCCAUAUACAGUAGCCCAUAACUUGCUCCUAGCUCAUGCAGCUGCAGUAGACGUAUACAGGAAGAAGUAUAAGGCAACUCAAAAUGGCCAGAUUGGGAUUACACUGAAUUACUUUUGGAUGGUUCCGUACUCCGAUAGCCCCGCUGAUCAGGACGCCGCUGCACGAGCGUCUGAUUUCAUGUUUGGAUGGUUUAUGGAGCCAGUUACCACAGGUGAAUAUCCAAAAUGGAUGAUUGAUCUUGUUGGGCCAAGGUUGCCAAGAUUCUAUAAAGAGCAAUCUGAUUUGUUGAGAGGAUCAUAUGAUUUUCUUGGGUUAAACUACUAUACUGCAACCUAUGCUCAGGAUAGAGUUCCAGAUCCCAACCCAUGCUAUACGACUGAUUCAUGUGUCAAUCAAACAGGUACAAGGGAUGAUGUACCUAUUGGUAUACCGACUGCUUCAGAGUGGCUUUAUGUGUAUCCAAAGGGAAUGCGAGACAUUCUAAUUUACAUAAAGGAAAAAUACAACAAUCCUGUUAUCUAUGUUGCCGAGAAUGGAGUUUCUGAUGAUGCCAAGAUUCCAAUGGACCAAUCUCUCAAAGAUGAAUUGAGAAAAGUUGCCUUGCGAGACCAUCUCAAAUUCCUUCUUAAUGCCGUGGAGAAUGGGGUGGAUGUGAAGGGUUUCUUCAUGUGGUCUUUUCUGGAUAACUUCGAGUGGGAUGCUGGUUACACGGUUCGUUUUGGUAUCAAUUAUGUGGACUUUGAAAACGGACUGAAGAGAUACCCAAAGGAAUCAGCACAUUGGUUUAAGAACUUCCUCAAGUCAGGCUGAAUUUAGAAAUGAAGGAUCCAAAAUCACCUUUUAGCAAAAAAUAAAAUAAAAAUGGAGGAUCCUUAGUAUCUACUCUAUCUAUUUAUAAUAAUACUAUUACUAUAUUAGGUGAUUUGUAUUAAGAAUCUCAUGGUAUUUUAAUUAAGCUACCCGAUCUCUUGUGUUAUUUAUCUUGGAUAUUAUGCUUAUGACUAUCAUCUUUUAUCAUCACUAUGUUUGAAAUUAUACUUUCAUUGAAUUCAUGUGUGCCCACAUGGUUCAUCUA